Molecule: messenger RNA, 4180 nt
Organism: Cololabis saira (Pacific saury)
Lineage: Eukaryota; Metazoa; Chordata; Actinopteri; Beloniformes; Belonidae
Product: zinc finger protein 501-like
Exons: 3
Coding region: 151-1662 (503 amino acids)
Source: RefSeq, a predicted model, not a curated record
GCCCAGCGCCUGAAAGGGAGAGGAAUCCACUUAAUAGAGGUCACGUGGUUCCGGGCUGCGUCAUCACAGUGGAGGUUUUGCAGACGAACUGUUAUUGAAGAUCUGCAGGAUCAGAACUAAACGAGAACGAAGCAGAACCAGGACUCGGAGAUGGACCGGGAUCAGAACCAGGACUCGGAGAUGGACCGGGAUCAGAACCAGGACUCGGAGAUGGACCGGGAUCAGAACCAGGACCAGGAGUCCAGCAUCAGGACCAAAGCGGGAUCUUCCUCUGCUGGUCUGCAGAAACAUAAAGGCAAAGAGAGACCCACAAGUUAUCGCUGUGAUCACUGCAAGAAAGUCCUCACCACUUCAUCUGGUCUGAGAAAACAUAAGAUGAUUCACACUGGAGAUAAACCGUUCAGAUGUGAUCAGUGUGGGGCAGCUUUUAUCCAACAAAGUAAACUAAAGAUUCACCAACGUACUCACACUGGAGAUAAACCGUUCACUUGUGAUCAGUGUGGAGCAGCUUUUACCAGACGAGAUAGUCAAAGGACUCACCAACGUAUUCACACUGGAGAUAAACCAUUUAGGUGUGAUCAGUGUGGAGCAGCUUUUACCACAUCAAGUUAUCUAAAGAUUCACCAACGUAUUCACACUGGAGAUAAACCGUUCACUUGUGAUCAGUGUGGAGCAGCUUUUACCACAUCAAGUUAUCUAAAGAUUCACCAACGUAUUCACAUUGGAGAUAAACCGUUCAGAUGUGAUCAGUGUGCAGCAGCUUUUACCAGAAAAUAUCAUCUGAGGACUCACCAACGCAUUCACACUGGAGAUAAACCGUUCAGAUGUGAUCAGUGUGGGGCAGCUUUUACCACAUCAAGUUAUCUAAAUAUUCACCAACGUAUUCACACUGGAGAUAAACCGUUCAGAUGUGAUCAGUGUGGAGCAGCUUUUACCACAUCAAGUUGUCUAAAUAUUCACCAACGUAUUCACACUGGAGAUAAACCGUUCAGAUGUGAUCAGUGUGGAGCAGCUUUUACCAGAGGAAAUAAUCUAAUGACUCACCAACGUGUUCACACUGGAGAUAAACCGUUCAGAUGUGAUCAGUGUGGAGCAGCUUUUACCAGAUCAAGUCAUCUAAUUACUCACCAACGUAUUCACACUGGAGAAAAACCGUUCAGAUGUGAUCAGUGUGGGGCAGCUUUUACCACAUCAAGUUGUCUAAUUACUCACCAACGUAUUCACACUGGAGAUAAACAGUUCAGAUGUGAUCAGUGUGCAGCAGCUUUUACCACAUCAAGUCAGCUAAUUACUCACCAACGUAUUCACACUGGAGAUAAACCGUUCAGAUGUGAUCAGUGUGGAGCAGCUUUUACCCAACAAAGUUCUCUAAUUAGGCACAAACGUAUUCACACUGGACAUAAACCGUUCAGAUGUGAUCAGUGUGGAGCAGCUUUUACUGAGUCAGGAAAGCUAAAGAUCCACCAACGUAUUCACACUGGAGAUAAACCGUUCAGAUGUGAACAGUGUGAGGCAGCUUUUACCGCAUCAGGUGGUCUAAAGAUUCACCAACGUAUUCACACUGGAGAUAAACUGUUCAGAUGUGAUCAGUGUGGAGCAGCUUUUACCACAUCAAGUCACCUAAAAAGACACCAACGUACUCACACGAGUGAUAAACUCUAAAGAUGUGAUCAGUAUGAAGUGUGGAAUUGCAAAAAACACCUCAGCACACUAAAAGAAAAAGAAAAAUAAUCAGACAACAUCAUACCGAAACUUGAAAGACUAACAUAUGAUGCCCCCUGGACACCUCCUGGGAAGGUGUUCCUGGCAUGUCCCACCAGGAGAAGAUCCAGGACACACCGGAGGGAAUGUCUUUUGGCUGACCUGGGAACGUCUCUGGAUCCCUCCAGAAGAGCUGGAGGAAAUGUGUGAGGUGAGGGAAGUCUGGACAUCUCUGCUCAGACUGCUGCGCCCGAUAACCAGUCCCACAUCAAGUGAAUGUAAAUGGAUGGAUGGAUGGACAAAAUCCAUAUAUCUGCAAAAAGCACAAGUUUAUUGUAACACCAUACUGAGAUACAAAAUGUAAUCUAACUAUUGCAUUAACUAUUCCACAAAUACUGCAUUAGCGCAUCUCUAACAUCUCUGCCUUCCUCCUCUCCACCCCGAGCCACUGCCAUCACUGGCUGAAGUGGUGCUGCUGCAGGUACAUCCUAUGAUGUGUCAUAAGUAUUUCCAUGACUUUCACACAGAUUAGGCAGUGGACAGGAAGUCAUCACCAUUCAUUUCACCAGUCGGACAUCACAGAAGGCAACCUGCUGGAUUCAUCUUCCACAACCACUCAUGCUCCGUAGACUUUUUGCUUAAACGCAGACUGUUCUGCUGUCAGUCGUCCAGUGUCAUGGAAUGGUUUCAAGAGCCAGUCCUGCAAAGGAUAAGUAGAGUCUCCAAGAAUGAAAUACCCAGCAGGCACUGUAUAUUCCUGAUAUGAGCUAGGAAGAUGUUUCUCCGACUGGCUAACUCCUGUUUAUGUAUUAUAUAUGUAAUCAACCAUUUGUCCUUGAGAUCUGAACUUUCAGGAUUGAUUCCUCGAAUGCUUUGCUAAAUUUGCCCCUUUUAACAUUUCUUGAUAUUUUGAUGUUAAAUCCACUGUUUUUGGCAAUUUCUGUACAUUUAAUACAUUUCAGUACCAUUUUACCUGAAGUCUCCAUUAACACCAAACUUGGAACAAUUAAUUUUUUGGAUUGUACUUGUCAAGCCUAACAGGUUUCAGGACGAUUUGUCAAAAAACUUAAUCGUACAGGAAUAUAUCAUGUUUCAUAUCACAUUUAUUAAAAAGAUCAUGUAUGGAUAUUUAGUAAAAUCCAUGAAUAGCAAGAAAAAAAACGUCAGAUGUUCAAAAAGUUAUUUGAACGUUGAAAGUUGUGGUCCUUCACGCACACAUCAAGGCUGGCGUACACACAUUCCUGAGGUUUUUGGCGACACUCACUGGUGAUGAAGUGAAGUCCAGAAUAUGAGUAAACGUGGUCGUGAAAUAAGUUCACGACCACGUGAAGGACACGACAGUCCCCACAUCACCAGGUAAGUUACACACAAGUGGAACUGAAACAAUCUCACAAUAAACCACGUGAACAUAUAAAGGUAGGAGCACAAAGAUGUAACCUGUCAAUCACAAUGUCAGCCUUGGUUCUGUUAGAGGAACCUGCUGAUGCAGGAUCAGUAGCGAGUCUUCAGGGACCACGUAGACCUGCUGGUCCAGGACUAAGACUGGACCAUCAGCUGGUUCAGGUACCAAGAGGAUCCUUCUGGAUCUCUGCCCUGAAUUGAACCAGCUGCUCCGGUUCAGACCAACAUGAUGCUUUCAGCUGGAGCUGCUGACAGGUCGGACAUCUGUCGCCAUGACGACCGUAUGGGAAGACUACUCGAGAUAAAAGCCAGAUCCUAAAAUAUCAAUAACUACGUCUGAGCAGACAAACAUUACAGACAUUAAAGAACCGGUUCUGUAAAGUUGUCUUUUAAAAUAAAACUAACAUGUCACUGAAAGGUUGGUUGGUACGAACUGAUGUGAAUCAGCAAUAUAUGAAUAAAGUUUUUAUUGAAUGUUUGGGCUACUUUCAGAGUCUUAUAUCGAGUCGGCUGCAGGACUAUAGCCAGUGUUAGACCGGUCUCUCCUCCUGCGGCUGCAACAAUCCGAGUGAUUGAAUCCGAUCGUGAUGCUUCAUGUUUUAAAUAUGAGUUCAUGUUGUUCACACUGUUGUACUUAUGAAAGAGGUGAUCACGAACAUCCACAAUGCGAACUAUGACACUCAAUACACGUGAACAUUGGUCUUAAUCGGUCAGUAUAUCAUACACAUAACAAUAAAACGGAACAAGGAGCUGUUUUUCGUCCCACCAACUUAAAGCAGCACAACGUAACUUUAAGCUUUUGUUGAGUUUGGCGGCUCCUUUGGACAAAAGCGGUACUGCUUUACCAGUAGUGUGGAAGGGUUCCUACCAUCCACCUCGAAGUUACAUAGUGCCAGUGAAGGCGAUACAGACCCCUCAGACCAUAUAUUAAGGUGGAAAAGUGCUGCUUUAAGUUCUGGUGUCGGUUCUUAAUUUACAAACAAGAAAAAAAAAGAGUUUAAUGAUGCACUCACGCUAAAUAUAAACAUUCACAAAACUUUACGAACAUAAUAAACUCACAACUCUUCACGGAACUGCA